AUGAUUCAAUAUCGUGUCGCACAGAGCAGUGCUUCAUUUAGGGAAUCUCCAUCACCAAAGAAAGUUUAUUUCUGUCACCCUGGCUACUGCUAUCCCAGAAACACGCUCAUCGUGCUACCCGCAGUUGAUAAAAGCAACAACGGCGCGUUUGGCAUCCAUUUAGAGACUGCGCGUCUGGCUUGCGGUAUACUAGCCGGCAACGAGUUCAUCGAUACUUUCUUCACGGAAAAUGAGCCAAAUGUUCUAACUUUUGACGACUGGCCCUUUCCUCAUGAUCGUUUGCCACAUUAUUGGAAGUCCCUCUACAUACCCCCUCAGCCGGAUCGCGCGCAUGGCCGGUAUGACGACUUGCGUUCCGUUUUCAAUCGAGAUAUCAGCUGUAGAGUAACGGGCCACCAAAUGGGAACACAGAAAUCUCACUUGAUACACAGCAGACUGCUGGAGUGGUUUGACAGAAACAACAUGGAAGUAUACAAGCUAGCAGAAGCUGAUGCUAAUGAACUGUGCAUCAACUCUCCUGCCAACGUCGUCGUACUUCGUGCAGACAUCCAUACUCUUCUUGACUCGGAUAAAAUGACCAUCUUGCCCAAACACAUACAUGCACCAAUCAACGACGGGGAAGUGCCCAUCUAUCAAUCUCCUUCUCAAUCGACAUCAGCCCUGUCACUCGUUUUACAUGUUAUACGACCCGAUACUGCCGGCGAGUUAACGACAUUAUAUCAGAAUACAUCAUUGCACCGGAUUUCUGGAAUUAGUGUUCAAUAUCUUUUCGCCGCAUACGCCAUCAAAGUAUUCAGUCUUGCAACGUUCUUCAAACACGAUGGUCUCGGAAGAACUGCAUGGAAGUGGAAUCUACAAACUAUGAAGCUUGAGGAGGCGGACGUGUCUCUGCCUCCUAGAAAGCCCCGAAGUUCGUCCAAUAAGCGUUCCAGUAAAAGCCCAACGAAAAGAUCACGGACCGAGGGAGAUGUUGAUGACGACGACAAUUUUCACAGCCCGUCACCAAAUGGAUUGUCUCGCACGCCAUCUCGAGGACGGAAGAGGUACCGUGAUUCUGACUUGUGCAGAGCUCCGGAGGAUACACAACGCGAAAUUUCUCAGUUGACCGAAGGGACUACCAUCCCUGAUACUGAAAUUUCAACCCCUUCUAGUAACCAUUCACAAAAUCGAGAGGGUUCCCCAGCCAUAAGAGCUCGGAAGCGCAGAAACACUGGAAUGCCCGUGAGAACAGAAGAAAAACGACCAAUGCGUUGA
Pseudovirgaria hyperparasitica is the source of this 1254-nucleotide messenger RNA. RefSeq lists its product as uncharacterized. The coding region runs from base 1 to 1254 and encodes 417 amino acids. The record is from RefSeq and is a predicted model, not a curated record. NCBI's taxonomy places the organism in Eukaryota, Fungi, Ascomycota, Dothideomycetes, Acrospermales, Acrospermaceae. The transcript has 2 exons.